AUGAUGGAAUGGGAGGAUGUUGUCGCCGGAUAUGCUUGCGAUGGACCAUAUUCGCGCAGGAGCUUCGCCUGGCCGAGCAUACUCACCUCGAUGGAGUUCAAAUUUUGCGGAAAUAGUUCAAGACAGCUGCCCUCGAAGCUGGCCGGUCUAGAUUUGACUUCAGAAAAUCCUCAUAUAACAGUCAUGAAUACCAAUCUAGCAGGGGCAACCUCGAAGCAAGACGAGAUUGAAGCCGAAACACUAGAGAAUCCAUCGUCUCCUAUUGUACGGUGCGCGCUGUAUGGCGCCGACAUGCUAUCAAGGGGGCCAUGUAUGAACCACGCAAUCAAGCUACUCCUCAUCGGUAGAAUUGGGGAUUUUAUUCCUGCUGCAUGGUCCUUUCUCAUUUCAUGUUUCAGACAAAUGAUAUGGAUAUGGUGGUACGAUAGACAAGGUCUUAUCCAGACGGAAGGCAUCAACUUGAUACAAGACUUUCUGCGCUUCCUAAUUCUGCUCUUCGCGUUUCAGCGGUUCGAGCUGGAGGACUAG
This is a messenger RNA of Heterobasidion irregulare TC 32-1, 528 nucleotides long. RefSeq lists its product as uncharacterized. Lineage: Eukaryota; Fungi; Basidiomycota; Agaricomycetes; Russulales; Bondarzewiaceae. The coding region runs from base 1 to 528 and encodes 175 amino acids. The transcript is spliced from 2 exons. The record is from RefSeq and is a predicted model, not a curated record.